This is a messenger RNA of Cyprinodon tularosa, 1203 nucleotides long. RefSeq lists its product as uncharacterized. NCBI's taxonomy places the organism in Eukaryota, Metazoa, Chordata, Actinopteri, Cyprinodontiformes, Cyprinodontidae. Bases 210 to 608 code for a protein of 132 amino acids. The record is from RefSeq and is a predicted model, not a curated record. The transcript is spliced from 2 exons.
AUAAUUGGCUCUCUCAGACUAGCUGGCUAAUGAAUUAUAAAAGCUCCCUUGGCCCAGCUUACCCUCCAGCAGCGCUUACAGAAUCAUGCCUCCGUGUCAUCGCAGCAUGUUUUGGGCGGGCUGGGGGCUGCAGUGAGGCAGAGUGCUGGCAUCCCAGGUGAAAGUGGACAGGAAGGGCUGUUUCAGGACCAAUACGAUAAAAACCCAGAAUGAAGCCCAGAUGCCUCCUUUCCACCGUGGACAGACUUCCAACCAUCAGUGAGCUGCGGGAGAGCGACUUAGACGAAGCAGACCCAGAAUGUUCCUCUCACACCAUGGAGGAGUACUUGGACUCAAUCAAAGAGCUCUCCCAGCCGGCCUGUUACCCGCUGCAUGGCCCCCUAAGAGGCCACCUCCGCUGGAGGGUUCGCCCGGGCCCCGCAGUCACGCCCAUGGCUGCUUCCUUAUUCCUGAACGCCUCCAGGAGCCAAGUGCUCUGGCUCCCCGUCGACCCCUCAGAUGUGUUCCUCACCUUAGCAGCUCCGCCCAGCUGUAAGCCGUCAGUGCGCGUGAAACAGAACCUGCUGGACACGCUGAUGUCCCCGUCCCUGUUUGCAGGCCUGGUGUGAAGUUAGAAGAAGAGCUGGAAUCCCCUGGAGAACAGAAACUAUCUACAUGUUCAAUGGAUUCUCUUUGAAGCUUGAAACAAAUGCAACACAUGAAACAAAAGAUGAAAAGAGGACAUGAAGAAGAGAGCAAACAGUUGCAGAGCACCAACUAAAUGGCUCCGCAGGGGUCCACAGCAGCCAGAGGGGCCCCCAAACAAACUAGGUUUAAUUAUUUAGAGAUACGCAGCAUGGUUUCUGGUUUCUGUUCAACCUAGCAGAGCGUUUCAGCUAAAAUCGAAGCCGUCUGCAGCUCAGUCCUGGUGUGACACACCUUGUAGUUCCAAACACUUGAUUUUCCCUUUUGAUUCUUUGCAAAAGAUAAACUAUGCUGGUUUUAGUUUCAUGGUGAAGAUGCAUUUUUUAUUUUGAUGAGUGUCAGAAAUUAGGACCAGAUCUCUACAAAAAAAGUUUGAGCCUCAGCAGUGUUCAUCACAAAGUCCCACAAUAAGCGAAACUGUUUUAUAAUAAUGUUUAUACUCUAACUACUGUUUAAACAAAAAAUAAAACAGAUGUUAUGUUAAUUUCAUGGCUUCUUUUGGAUAUUCUUUCAGGUGUU